AUGUCUGAGUUUCCACCGGCUCAGCACAAAAGGGCCACAGGCCAAAAGAAACGGGAACGUCAGCCUUUGGUGUUCAUCUAUUUUGACCGCUUGGAUUUUCAUUACAAGAUUGAUCAAAGUACAACAGAUCCUUCUGCUUUCAAAAGGGAACGUCAGCCUUUAGUGUUCAUUUGUUUUGACCGCUUGAAUUUUCAUUACAAGAUUGAUCAAAGUACAAGUGAACCAUCAGCCCUAGAAAGUGAUCAAGGCCAAAUGAAAAACACAGAAGAGGAAUUCACCACGUUAGCUAUCAAAAUAGGUGUAACUGUCGCCAUUUUCCUUCUCAACACUGGUUUGGCCUUUAAAGCCAUUGAGUUGUGCCAAGAAUGCUUGAUUUUACUAAACAAUGGUGAUUUAAGCGCGGACAGUCCAAUUGCUAAAUCAUUUGACGAACGCAUUCGCACCACAGUGAAAAGGGCGUGGCUCACUCUAUGGAAUUCCUCAGGUAGUGAAGAAUAUUUCAGGAAACUUUCACUUCAGCCUAAAGAAGGAAAGAAAUUUUAUGAAUUAGUAAUAAACUUGAUGAAAACGGCCGGAAAAGGACAAAGAGAAGCAGAGUGUUAUAGAAGACUAGGAGUGCUUCUGUGGUCCUCAGGAGAAUAUGACAAAGGGAAAGAAUAUUUUGACUUAGCACUCGCUAUCUAUAUAGAAAUUGGCGACAGACAUGGAGAGGCAACAAGCUACACGAACCUCGGACAAGUGUUCCAGUCGCUUGGCAAAUACGACAAGAAAGCUCUCCCUAUCCAAAUAGAAAUUGGCGACAGAAAUGGAGAGGCAGCAAGCUACACAAACCUUGGACCACUGUUCAUAUCGCUUGGCAAAUACGACAAGGCCCGAGAAUACCUGGAGAAAGCUCUCGUUAUCCAAAUAGAAAUUGGCCACAGAAAUGGAGAGGCAACAAGCUACACAAACCUUGGACAAAUAUUCAUGUCGCUUGGCAAAUAUGACAAGGUCCGAGAAUACCUGGAGAAAGCUCUACGUAUUUACAGGAGAAUUGGCGACAGAAAAGGAGAGGCAGACACUUUAGUAAACCUUGUACAUUUGUUUCUGUCCCUCGGUAAAUAUUUAAAGGCUGACGAUUUUUUGGAGAGAGCGAACGCAAUUUGGAGGGAAAUCGGUGACAGAGAAGGACAAGCACGACAUUUCAGUUGCCUUGGGAUAAUUUCUCAUAAGCGUGGUGAGUACGACAAUGCUCUAGGAUAUUUCAAGAAAGCCCUUGAAAUUCACAUGGAUAUUGGUACGGAAGAAGGUGUUCUUGUCAGUUGCGCAAAUUUAGGAUUGUGUUUUCAAUCGCUCGGUAAAUAUGACAUAGCCGAGGAAUACUUCAAGAAGGCUCUCUUACUAAGCAGGGAUAUUGGAUAUUUCUUGCAUGAGUUUCAAUGCCUUCUUGAUCUAACGGUGUUGAAGGUAUCACAAUUUGAUCUUGAAGAAGCCCUUUCGUCUCUUUUCCAAACCAUUGAAAUAUUUGACACUUUACGAGGAUCUCUUAAAGACAACGAUGAGUUUAAAACAUCACUUUUGGAGAAGCACGGCACCUUUCCCUACGAGUUACUCAGUUGUUUGCUUUCUUCCACGGCAAAGCCACAAAACGCUCUCUAUGUUGAGGAGCUGAGACGGGCGAGGGGCUUAGCCGACUUGAUGGCAGCUAGGUACUCUGUUGUAGAGCAGAUCUCAGGCGAUCCAAAAUCAUGGUAUGGGAUUCAAAAUAUUGUCGCAAAGGAAACUGACUGUGCAUGCCUCUACAUUUCUGUUGGAGAAAAGCAUAUGCGCUACUGGAUUCUCAAAGCAACAGGGGCUAUUCUUUUUUCAAAAGAGGAAGUGAGCCUGGAAAAAAACGUGGUGACCGGAUUAGUCCCUGACUUGGAUGAGUUUUUUACGGAAAGUUUCCGUGGCCUUGGCAUUUUACCCGAACAGGAUUGCGAAGAUCGAUCUCUAGAUGACGCCGAAUCGGUGUCACUUUACCAUGAAAAUCACCCGCUCUUGCGCGAUUGUGAUGACAAAGGUAUCAAGACAAAUCUUCACUUGUGCUACAAGAUAAUCAUCGCUCCUGUGGCUGCUUUACUGAAGGAGCCCGAAAUUAUCAUUGUCCCUGAUUCCUGUAUGUAUCAGGUACCAUUUGCGGCCUUAACUGACGAUGGAAGAAACUUUGUAUCAGAAACUUUUAGGUUACGCAUCGUUCCCUCUUUGACGACUCUCAAGCAUAUUCAGGACAGUCCCCCAUACUAUCACAGUCAAACAGGUGCACUGAUAGUGGGUGACCCUCGGGUUGGAGAGGUGAUUUACAAGGGAAGACGCAUGAAUAUAACACAAUUGCCAUGUGCAAGAAAGGAAGCAGAGAUGAUUGGAAGACUUCUUGGAGUGACACCUUUGAUUGGAGAUCGCGCGACAAAGCAGGCUGUACUUCAAGCAAUACAUUCAGUGAGUCUGGUCCAUUUAGCUGCCCAUGGUGAUGCUGAAAGAGGAGAGAUUGUCCUUUCCCCAGAGUGUUCCGCUGACUAUGUUCCACGAGAAGAAGCCUUCCUCUUGACCAUGGAGGACAUUUCACGAAUUAAGCUGCGAGCUAAACUGGUUGUGCUUAGCUGUUGUCAUAGUGCACGUGGACAGAUUAAAGCCGAGGGCGUUAUUGGAAUCGUUCGAGCGUUCUUAGGAUCCGGUGCUCGCUCAGUGUUAGCGGCACGGUGGGCCUUAGAUGACACAGCCACAGAGAAGUUCAUGACUUGUUUCUACGAGCACUUGUUCCGCGGUGAAAGCGCCAGUGAAUCUCUUCACAAGGCUAGGAAAUGGAUGAGAAACAAUGGCUUUGUAGAAGUCUCCAAGUGGGCGUCUUUUAUGCUGAUUGGCGACAACGUGACGUUUGAUUUUGCAAAUUGGCCUGUGUCUACUACAACCAAAUAGCCAUGAAUCAAGUAAACCCGCUGUAACGGAAUGUGCUGGACUGAG
Pocillopora verrucosa is the source of this 2979-nucleotide messenger RNA. Lineage: Eukaryota; Metazoa; Cnidaria; Anthozoa; Scleractinia; Pocilloporidae. The record is from RefSeq and is a predicted model, not a curated record.